Molecule: messenger RNA, 1388 nt
Organism: Impatiens glandulifera
Lineage: Eukaryota; Viridiplantae; Streptophyta; Magnoliopsida; Ericales; Balsaminaceae
Product: quinone oxidoreductase-like
Exons: 5
Coding region: 35-1213 (392 amino acids)
Biological process (GO): cellular response to oxidative stress
Cellular component (GO): cytoplasm; cytosol
Molecular function (GO): quinone reductase (NADPH) activity
Source: RefSeq, a predicted model, not a curated record
UUGAUAAUCAUCCCCAAUUUGACAACUGAUUUUGAUGGGUAUAUUAAAAUUCCAAUUUUGUCAACACCACCAACGUCAAUUGUUGACGAGUUCAUUUGAUUCGAGCUCCUUUCUGAAUCUGAGCAACGCAUUCAGCAAGAAUCGGCUACAGGGUCGUCUCCUCCGUCUGCUCAUAGCACCAAAUAGAUCAACUAAGAGAACAUUUAACUCGUCAGUUGUAGCUUUAGCAAUGGUUAAAGCCAUUAGGGUUCAUGAACUUGGGGGUCCUGAGGUUCUGAAAUGGGAGGUUGUAGAGAUAGGAGAGCCAAAGGAAGGUGAAAUUCGAGUGAAGAACAAGGCAAUUGGGCUUAAUUUUAUUGAUAUAUACUUCCGCAAAGGAGUUUACAAGGCACCUACAACUCCUUUCAUUCCAGGUAUGGAGGCGGUUGGCGUGGUGACAGCAGUGGGUCCUGGACUAACAGGCAGAUUAGUUGGAGACGUGGUUGCUUAUGCUGGAAAUCCAAUGGGAGCUUAUUCUGAGGAACAGAUUCUUCCUGCAGACAAAGUGGUUCCUGUUCCUUCUUCAAUUGACCCCAUAGUAGCCGCCUCUGUAAUGCUUAAAGGAAUGACCGCUCAGUUCCUCCUGCGCCGUUGUUUCAAGGUUGAACCGGGUCAUACUGUUCUAGUUCAUGCUGCUGCGGGUGGAGUUGGAUCUCUGUUGUGCCAAUGGGCAAAUGCCUUAGGCGCCACGGUUAUUGGUACAGUCUCAACAAGUGAUAAGGCAGCCCAAGCAAAAGAGGAUGGAUGUCAUCACGUAAUACUUUACAAGGAUGAGAGUUUUGUUAAUCGUGUUUCGGAAAUAACAUCGGGUACUGGUGUUGAUGUCGUUUAUGAUUCUGUCGGGAAAGACACCUUUCAGGGUUCAUUGGACUGCUUAAAGACUCGCGGAUAUAUGGUGAAUUUUGGGCAAUCAUCGGGCACACCGGAUGCAAUUCCGUUGUCAGCCCUUGCGUCAAAAUCUCUCUUCCUUACAAGACCUACACUCAUGCAAUACAACACAACGAGGGACGAGCUACUAGAAUGCGCUGGGGAGGUGUUUGCUUGUAUUGGAUCGGGUAUACUUCGAGUACGUGUUAACCACACCUACCCUUUGUCGCAGGCUGCUCAAGCUCACGCUGAUCUUGAAAAUAGGAAAACUUCUGGAUCAGUAGUGCUUAUACCCGAAGGGAACUAACAUCACAUCUAUGGAGAACAACUACAGAUAACUCAGGAAUAUUCAUGUGUGCAAUUUGGGGGUACUGCUAUACAUGUACCCAUGCAUUUCUGUUCUUUUUGGAUAUUCAAGAACUGUAUUAUUGAGUGAUUUUUGUUGUUUGAAUUUGUAUAUACUGUAUUAAUUUGUGUUUGUU